Medioppia subpectinata is the source of this 618-nucleotide messenger RNA. NCBI's taxonomy places the organism in Eukaryota, Metazoa, Arthropoda, Arachnida, Sarcoptiformes, Oppiidae. The record is from the annotation of a GenBank genome assembly.
ACUAAAAGUAAAAGUUUUAACUGAAAAUAAGUUUUAUAAAAACUACCGUAACUAACAAUGCGUUCAGUGAUUGCCUUAAUUGUUAUGGUUUUAGUGAUGUUCACAAUUGGUGAAUUUAAGCAUGUAGAUCAACCAUUUUCCAUUCCCAUGCUAAAGGAUGUUGAUGAGUUCAACGACUAUAUCGAAGGUCUUAAUGCCACAUCGAUUGAGCAAGGUGAUUCAAAUGGUUGCUAUACGUGUUCGAGUCCCUGUGCGAUGAUAUACUGUUGCUCCGGUCCGUACCCCCAGUGCUGUGCAGUCGGCGGCCGAUGUUAUUGUUGCCAUAAGCCAUCAUUUCAUGUGAAACUUCAUGCGAGGGAUCAAUUGAUUAGACAUAUAUACAAAUCGCACUUAAAUGAGUUCCCAAAGAGUCCCAUAACCAACGCUACCAAACAUUUCAUAACGUAUAACAAGAUUGUAAUCAAUUCAUUGCCCAAACCAUACGAAACCGAUUGCUUAUAUAGGAACGAGUGGCCGGAUGUAUGGCCCGGAAAUUACUUGACAUACAACCAGUCACUGGAUGUGAAUAUGUAUGACAUGUAUGACGAUAUUCUUAAGCAAAAUAUGACUAUCGAUGAG